Nothobranchius furzeri (turquoise killifish) is the source of this 13664-nucleotide messenger RNA. It is a transcript of the gene dync2h1, whose product is annotated as dynein cytoplasmic 2 heavy chain 1. NCBI's taxonomy places the organism in Eukaryota, Metazoa, Chordata, Actinopteri, Cyprinodontiformes, Nothobranchiidae. Gene Ontology annotation, molecular function: dynein intermediate chain binding; ATP hydrolysis activity; ATP binding. Gene Ontology annotation, biological process: microtubule-based movement. The record is from RefSeq and is a predicted model, not a curated record. Gene Ontology annotation, cellular component: dynein complex.
UACGUAUUGUGCGUUUCACGGUAAAACUACGCUAAUGACGUUCCGUAGUUGCUGCUUAGUAACCACGUUAGAAAAGGGAAGCUAAAUGCACGCUUGGUUUCUUCAAACCGUGGAUCAACCUGUGACAAACUUCACGAAUUCCACAUUUGAUCUCAAAAAGCACUUUACGCCAAGCUGAAAGAUGGCUCACAGCUUAGAAGAUGCUCGCAAGAAGUUUAUUCUGGCCACAGCUGGAAACUUCUACGGCUCCGUACCUCCAUCAUCUCUGGCUGACAGAUCAGAGAUGAAUAACUUCUUGGAUGACGGAAAUGAAUUUAUCUUGUCAUUCUCCAGACAUGAUGGUGACCUUCAGUUGUCAAACAAGGUUGAAUCUUGGAGAGAUGGUAAAGAGAAGGUGCUAGUCUUCUUCAAACUGUAUCCCACAGUCAUCACAAAUGAAAACCUUCACCAAAGCCUCCUGGUGUCAUCAAUGCUUGAGUCGCCCAUCAACACCCUCUAUCAGGCUGUCAAACAGGUUUUUGCCCCUGUACUGCUGCAGGAUGAGCACUGGCGCUCAGCAUUUGACCCUAAGUUGGCAAACCUGCUGACUGAAUUGGAAGUAGGCCUGGGAUCUGUGGUUCGCCAUUCUGGAGCAAAGUCCUUCAAGAAAGGCUUUGUGGAAGGCGAUGUCCUGGGUAUCUUGACCCCCAGUGAUGAGUUCCAGUUCUGGGCGGAUCUGUCUGAGCGUGCAGAGAGGAGCAGCAUGAGAGAAAGGGCAUUGUUUUUCACAGAGCAAUUCAAACCCCUACAAAAGGAGUUUGCUGGUCUGGAUGGCUUGUCCAUGUCAGAUGUUGUUGAUCUGGUGGAACAAAGCAAAGACACUCUGGAUGAUGUCUGGAGACAGACAGAUUUUGAGCCUUAUCCAGAAACCAGAAUGGUCCGACUUAUGGAUGUAAUCGGUGGGGCCUUGGGACGUUAUGUUCAGAAGAAACUGAGUGGUCUUCAGAUCUUUGUGGAGCCUUUUGGGUUGGUGAGAGAAAACCUGAGAACAGGAAUCUCCAUCUGUGAGCAGUGGGUGGAUGCCUGCAAGCUUUUGACUGGACAGCUAUGGAAAAGAAACGCUCCACAUGCCUGGAAGGGAGGUGAACACUGUCCAGAGAUUCUUCACAGUCUCACAAAACGGCUGAAUGAGGUGGUGACGCUCCGUACGGUUCACGAAAAACUGCUGAGGUUACGAUCAGGAGGGAAGCAGCAGGCUCUGACUUCAGAACGUGUGUUCGAGCCUUUUUCUGGACUCAACCCUGUGCACUACAACCCUUACACUGAGCCUCUUUGGGGAGCAGCUGUGGCUCAGUUUGAGCGUUUAAUCUCUCCAUCAGAGAAGGAGGCUGCUGGUAUACUGAGGAGCUACAUUUCUGAUGUGCAGGACAACCCACCACAGCUUCUGCAGGUGUUCCAGAAACAUAAGGAGCUGAUCAAACGCCCCAAAAUCAGCAAGGAGCUGCAGUCAGAGAGAGAGACACUACUAGCCAAACUCCUAGACUACAACAAGGGCUUGAAAAAUGACUUUGAGAAUCGUUGCCAUGGACGCCCCGGUGAUGAAUCUGGACCACUUGUUGGCAGGAACCUCCCUGAGGUGGUCAACAAAAUAGUUUGGUUGCGUCACCUUUUACACAAGGUGGAGGACUCUGUACGUAUAGCUGAGGCUUUGCUUCCAGAUCUUUCAGGGUUCAAAGGCUUCCUGAGUUUCUCUGAUGACCUGCUGGAAGUUCUGAGAGCGUACGAACAGGAGCAGUUUGACAACUGGUCGAGGGACAUUCUGUCUGGACUGGCUGACCCAAAAUCAGGGAUCAGCCUUCAGACAAGUAACCGCGUCAUGGAACUGGACCAUGUGGACGGCAGGCUGAAGAUCCAGUACUCAGACAGGCUGGUCAGUCUGCUCAGGGAGGUCCGGCAGCUCUCAGCUCUGGGUUUUCCCAUCCCAGCGAAGAUCCAGCAGGCGGCAAACACAGCAGACAAAUUCUACAGGCAAGCUGUGGUCCUGAAACAGGUGGCCCAUUUUUACAACACUAUCGACCAGCAGAUGAUUCCCUCUCAGAGGCCCAUGAUGCUCAGUCUUGCACUAGACUUUGAGCAGGUUAUCAAGAAUCCUCGUUCCCAGUCCAAGGAAUCUGGAGGUAAACUGCAGAUCACCUGGGAUAAUCCCAGCGAUUUAGAGGUUUAUAUCACCAAGCUGCAGUCUGCUGCGGAGAAGCUCUCCGUUGAGAACAGAAAGUUCCGAAAAUGGCACACAGACUUCAUAGAAAAGGUGGUUACGCUCAUGAACGUAGACCUACUGAGACAUCAGCAGCGAUGGAAGGAAGGCCUUCAGGAGCUCCGUACUGGCUUUGCUACUCUGGAGGCUCAGGGCCUGAGGAGUGAUGACAUGAGGGCGUGGCGUCAGCAUUGGAACCACCAGCUUUACAAAGCCCUAGAACACCAGUACCAGACUGGACUGGAGGCCCUAAAUAAGAACUUGCCUGAAAUAAAUAUUGACCUCAUUUUCAGGCAGGGCCGUUUACAGUUCCGUCCACCAUUUGAGGAGGUGCGAGCGAGAUAUUUCCGUGAGAUGAAGCGUUUUAUCUCAAUCCCAAACCAGUUCAAGGGGGUCAGCGUCCAGGGGGAGGAGCUUAUCUUCAACACCAUGAUUGAUAGGAACGCCUUAGGGUUCCUUACCAUUUUCAGCAAGGCUGAGGAGCUCUUCAGCGGCCUGCAGGCUGUACAACACAAGUUCAAGGAGUGGGUGGUUCUAGGUCAGGUGGAUUUGGAGAAGUUGGUGGAGAAACAUCUCAGUUCCGUGCAGGAUUGGGAGAGAAACUUUAAGGCACUAAAGGUCAAAGGGAAGGAAUCUGAACGUCUACCCAGUCAGGAGAAAGUUGACUGUAUUACAGUCAACUGUGAGCCUGUUAAAGCCACCAUUGAUGAAAUGAUCCAGAGGCUGUUUGACAUCCUGUUAUUAUCCCUCAGGAAGUCUAUACAAGGCCACACACAAACCAUAGACAGUUUUGUGUCUGAGUCAGUGGAGGCUCUGGCCAUGAGACCAGAAAGCAUGGAGGAGAUUGGUGCAGCUAAUGGCAAAUAUAACCAGAUAAAAGCCUGCAAGGCAGACAUCUUGCCUCAGUUCCAGUUUGCUGAGGAGAAGAACCGCCUGCUGCGAGCUGUGGCCGGGGCAGGAGUGGACUCUCUGUCUUCACUGAGAGCCAAGUGGGACAAACUGGAACUUGUCAUGGAGAGCCACCAGCUCAUGAUCAAAGAACAGGUGGAGGUGAUGCGAAGUCAUGCAGCAGACCGCGCAAGUGCCUACAAGGCUGAUCUGGAGCGCUUUAAGGCUCGCUGGGAUCAGCUGAAACCUAAAGAUGAGAUGCUGGAGACUGAUGAUCAUGCUGCCCUGCUUGCAUGUCUUCAGACCAUCAAGGACAAGCAGCAGGAGUUUGAGGAGAUGGAGCUUGUACGAACUAAGCUGCUUGAAGAUAGUGCUUACUUUGGUGUGGAGCCUCCAGAUUUGUCUCUGGCACAAGAAAUAAAAGCAGACAUGGAGGAGACCAGUCAGAUGUGGGGUCUGUAUGAGGAGUGGCAGCAAGGCUUCUCUGAGAAGGCCCAGCAGGACUGGAUCACCUUCAGAAGCAAGACGUAUGUUUUUGAGGAGUUUCUGUUCACGUGGCAAGAAAAUUUAAGGAAAUUACAGCCACCGACCGCCAUGUCUGUUAAACUCCAGGGAGAGGUGGACAAAUACAAGAACAUGGCACCUGUGCUGAAGUACGUACGAGGGGAGCACCUCUCACAGGACCACUGGCUGGACAUGUUCCGCCUGCUGGGUCUUCCACGAGGGACAACGUUGGAGAGACUUACCUUUAAUGACCUCCUCAGUGUGGCAAAUACUAUCAUAGAGAAGGCCAAGGAGCUUAAGGAUCUAAACAGUCGUGCUCAGGCGGAGGUGACCAUCAGAGAGGCUCUGAGGGAGCUGGAUUUAUGGGGAGCCGCUACUACAUUCACCCUCACGGAGUACACAGACAGCAGCGGGCGCACGCUAACCCUCAUCAAGGACUGGAAGGACGUAGUCAACCAGGUGGGAGAUAACCGCUGUCUGCUGCAGUCUCUGAAAGACUCUCCCUACUAUCGCAGCUUCCAGGACAAGGUUGGUCUGUGGGAGGUCCGCCUAUCAGACCUGGACGAGCACCUGCUCAAUCUGAAUGCCAUCCAGAGGCGCUGGGUUUAUCUGGAGCCUAUUUUUGGUCGAGGAGCGCUACCUCGAGAGGAGACCCGUUUCAAACGUGUAGAUGAAGAUUUUAGGUCGAUAAUGUCAGACAUCCAGAGGGACAACAGGGUUGUUUCUCUGAGUUCACGAGCUGGCAUCAGAACCUCCCUGGUCACCAUUCUGGAUCAGAUGCAGCGCUGCCAAAAAUCACUCAAUGAGUUUCUGGAGGAAAAGCGUUCUGCCUUCCCACGGUUCUAUUUCAUAGGAGAUGAUGAUCUUUUAGAAAUUCUGGGACAAGCGACCAACCCGAGUGUCAUCCAGUCACACCUCAAGAAACUCUUUGCAGGCAUCCACAGCGUUAUGUUCGAUGAGCAGUGCCAGAACAUUGUGGCUAUGUGUUCUUUGGAAGGAGAAGUAGUUCAACUCAGAAAUGUUGUUCACACCUCCAGCCUUGUUGAGGCUUGGCUUAGUGAGCUGUCCGAGGAAAUGGUGGCAACUCUGAAGAAUCUGCUGAAUGAAUGUCUGUCUGCUGGGAGGAAAGGAGAGGUGGAUCCCUCUCGCUAUCCAUCGCAGAUUCUGUGUCUGGCUGAGCAAAUCCAAUUUACAGAAGAUGUGGAAAAAGCUAUAAAAGAGCAAAAUCUGCAGCAGCUGGAGGUGGAGCUUAAUAGCAAGUUAGAGCACUACACCGCUGUGGACACAAGUUCAGAUGACCAUUCUAACACAGAGUCCAGCGUGCUGCAGCUGAAGCUGAAAGCUUUGAUUCUGGAUAUCAUCCACAACAUCAGUGUGGUGAAGCAGCUGAACCAGGCAGGCGUUACCCGCCCUGAUGACUGGGCCUGGAAGAAACAGCUCCGCUUUUACAUGGGAACUGACAAAUGCUGCCACAUCCAGAUGGUGGAUGCACAGUUCCACUAUACUUAUGAGUACCAGGGGAAUGCGGCUAAGCUGGUGCACACUCCUCUGACUGAUAAGUGCUACCUGACUCUGACCCAGGCCAUGAAGAUGGGACUUGGUGGUAACCCCUACGGACCUGCUGGUACAGGCAAGACAGAAUCUGUCAAAGCCUUAGGGGGGCUUUUUGGGCGCCAGGUGUUGGUGUUCAACUGUGACGAGGGUAUCGAUGUGAAGUCAAUGGGACGCAUAUUUGUUGGUCUGGUGAAGUGUGGGGCUUGGGGCUGCUUCGAUGAGUUCAACCGUUUGGAGGAAGCGGUGCUAUCAGCUGUUUCCAUGCAGAUUCAGGCCAUACAGGAUUCCCUCAAACAUCACAAAAACACGUGCGAACUGCUGGGGAAGGAGGUGCAGCUCGAUCCAAACUCUGGCGUGUUCAUCACGUUGAACCCCGCAGGAAAAGGCUAUGGAGGCAGACAGAAGCUCCCUGACAACCUAAAGCAGCUGUUCAGGCCUGUGGCCAUGAGCCGGCCCGACAACGAGCUCAUCGCUGAAGUCAUCCUCUACUCUGAGGGCUUCAAAGAUGGAGAAAUACUGGGACGCAAAUUGGUCGCGAUCUUUAACCUGGCCAGGGAGCUGUUGACACCCCAGCAGCACUAUGACUGGGGUCUACGCGCUCUGAAGACCGUGCUGAAGGCCUGUGGCAGUCUCCUGCAGCAGCAGAGGAGAAGUCAUGAGAUGGACAAGAUCCAGGAGAGUAAUCUGGUGGUGCAAGCCCUACGGCUGAACACCAUGUCCAAGCUGACAUUUGCAGACAGCUCUCGGUUUGAUGCGCUGGUCAGAGAUGUCUUCUCUGGAGUUGAUUUUACCGAUAUGGAGGACUGGAUAUUAAUGGACGCCUUAAACCAAGUCUUCAAGGAGGCCCAGCUUGAACUGAUACCCAGCCAGCUGAAGAAGGCAAUGGAGCUAAAUGAACAGCUCCGACAACGAAUGGGUGUAGUUAUUGUAGGGCCCAGCGGAGCAGGAAAGUCCACACUCUGGAGGAUGCUCAGGGCUGCUCUGAACAGGUCAGGAAAAGUGGUGAAGCAGUACACCAUGAAUCCCAAGGCCAUGCCCAGACAGCAGCUUUUGGGACACAUAGACAUGGACACCAGGGAGUGGGCUGAUGGCGUUCUCACUCAUAGCGCCAGAUCUGUCGUCAGAGAACCACAGGAAGUGAACUCCUGGAUAGUAUGUGAUGGGGACAUCGACCCAGAGUGGGUGGAAAGUCUAAAUUCUGUCCUGGAUGACAAUCGAUUGCUGACCAUGCCCAGUGGAGAGCGCAUCCAGUUUGGCCCCAAUGUCAACUUUCUGUUUGAGACUCAUGACCUCAGCUGCGCCUCACCAGCAACAAUAUCACGCAUGGGCAUGAUCUUUCUCAGCGAUGAGGACAUUGAUUUGGGGGCUUUGGUGAAGUCUUGGUUGAGAAAUCAGCCAGACAGUUGCAGAAGCAAUCUGGAAAGCUGGCUGGGAGACUACUUCCAGAAAAGUCUUGACUGGGUACUCAAACGGAAUGACUUUGUGGUUGAAACAAGUCUGGUUGGAGCAGUGAUGAAUUCACUAUCGCACCUUAAUGCUGUUAAUGAAAGGGGACAGUUUGUCGUGGGCCUUCUGAGAGGCUUGGGUGGAAAUCUCAAUCUCAAAACUCGACAAGAGUUUGCUAAAGAGCUGAUGAACUGGGCGAGAGAAAGUCCCCCAGAUGCCCGAAAACCACUCGACACUUUCUUUGAUAGUGACAGCGGCCGUCUGGCGGCGUAUACGUUCCAGCGGCCUGAGAAUCUGGCACUGGAGCAGUUCUUCCACACUCACAGGAUGCCUGUUAUAGAGACGCCCGGCAUGCAGAGAGGGCUGCAUGGCUUCUCACCGUGGCUCACUGCUGAGCACAGGCAGCCCUUCAUGGUGGUUGGGCCUGAGGGCUGUGGAAAAGGCAUGCUUCUGCGCCACGCUUUCUCACAUCUGCGCUCCACUCAAGUCGCCGUGGUUCACUGCAGUGCCCAGACCUCGUCCCGUCAUGUCCUACAGAAGCUGAGCCAGACCUGCCUGUUGCUCAGCUCCAACACUGGCCGCGUGUUCAGACCGAAGGACUGCGAGAACCUGGUCCUCUACUUAAAGGACAUCAAUCUCCCUAAACCAGACAAAUGGGGAAGCAGCAACCUCAUCGCUUUCCUGCAACAGGUGUUGACAUAUAAGGGGUUUUACGACGAGAAUCUAGAGUGGGUGAGUCUUGAGAAUAUUCAGGUCGUGGCCUCCAUGUCAACAGGGGGUGCUGUUGGCAGCCAUGCCCUCACGUCCCGGUUCUCAUCGAUUGUGCGGAUCUGCACCAUCGAUUAUCCAGACCGAGAGCAGCUACAGACCAUCUACUCGGCUUACCUCCAACCUGUUCUCCAGCAUAGCCUGGGUAGCCAGGCAGCUUGGGCAACCACAGGAAAGAUACACCAGCUCGCUGGUUCUCUUGUGCAGCUCUAUGAACAGGUUAGAGCAAAGUUUACAGUGGAUGACCACAGUCAUUACCUGUUCACCCCCUGUAUCCUCACUGAAUGGGUCCUCAGUCUGUUGAGAUACGACCUUACUGCAGCUCAAUCAAAUUUGACAGACAGCAUCAUGGAAGUGGUGGCGUACGAGGCCAGGAGGCUGUUUAGAGACAGGCUAGUCUCCUCCAAAGAUCUUCACAACUUUGAUAAUAUCCUUUCCUCCAUCAUCCGAGGAGACUGGGGCUCUGACGUUCUAGACAACAUGACCGAUGGAUUCUACGUGACAUGGGGCACCUCUGAAAGAUCUGUGAUGGCUCCAGGCCAGCUUCUGCCUCCUCAUGGUAAACAGCUGGGUCGCCUGGACUCUGCUGAUUUAAAACAAGUCAUCCAGAAGGGAGUAGUGAUGUACAGCCGUGACAACAAAGAGCUGGACCUCCUCCUGUUCUGGGAGGUGUGUGAGUUUGUGUCCAGGGUGGAUCGGGUCCUUAGUCGCCCUGGCGGCUCUCUGCUUCUGGCGGGUCGGAGUGGAGUAGGCCGACACACCGCGACGUGCCUGGUGUCGCACAUGCAUGGAUUCACAAGAUUUACGCCAAAAAUCUCACGGGGUUACACCCUCAAACAUUUCAGCAAUGAUCUCAAAGCGGUGAUGCAGCUGGCUGGUCUGGAAGGUCAACAGGUGGUUUUACUGUUGGAGGAUUACCAGUUUGUUCACCCAGGCUUCUUAGAGAUGGUGAACAGCCUGCUGUCAUCAGGCGAAGUUCCAGGUCUCUACAGCCCAGAAGAACUGGAACCUUUACUUUCAUCUCUGAAAGAUUCUGCUUCCCAGGAUGGAUUCACCAGACCCCUUUAUGACUACUUUUCCUACAGAAUCCAACAGAACCUUCACAUCGUCUUGAUCAUGGACUGCUCUAAUUCUAACUUCACUAUCAACUGUGAAAGCAACCCAGCCUUUUACCGCAAGUGUUCUGUCCAGUGGAUGGAGGGCUGGUCUGAGAGCAGCAUGAAGAAGAUUCCUGAACUACUGCUGGAAAAAACAGGUGGAGGAGGAGAAGGUGAAAAAGAAACGGCCAGCAAAAGGAAAAACUCAGGGCCGGAUCAUGGAGACCUGGGUCGUUUGUUCCUACUGGUCCAUGAGUCAUGUCAGGAUCGCGGUGCCACGCCGAGCCAGUACUUGUCCUUUCUGCAUGUUUAUGCAGCUUUACUCAGCCGGAAGCAAAACCAGCUGACUACAAGGCAGCAACACCUGCAGGCAGGCGUGUCCAAGCUGAAUGAGGCUAAAGCUCUGGUUGAUGAUUUGAAGAGACGGGCUGCAGAGCAGAGUGCCCUGCUGAAAACCAAACAGCAGGAGGCAGAUGCUGCCCUGCAGGAAAUCACCACCUCCAUGCAGAAUGCCAGUGAUCAAAAAACGGAAAUGGAAAAGAUAAAGGAGAAAAUGGCUCAGGAGGUGUCCAAGAUUGAGGAGAGAAAAGCCAAAAUUGAAGACGAGCUCAAAGAAGUUCAGCCUUUGGUGGAUGAAGCAAAGCGUGCGGUUGGAAACAUCAAGCCUGAAGCUCUGUCUGAGAUCCGCUCCCUCCGGAUGCCCCCUGAUGUCAUCAGAGAUAUACUGGAGGGCGUGCUGAGACUGAUGGGCAUCUUUGACACCACCUGGGUCAGCAUGAAGAGCUUUCUGGCUAAGCGAGGUGUAAGGGAGGACAUAGCCACAUUUGAAGCCAGGAACAUCACUCCUGAGAUUCGUCUGAGUGUCGAAGAACUGCUCAACAAGAACAAGGCCUCUUUUGACCCCAAGAAUGCAAAGCGUGCAAGUGCUGCAGCUGCUCCUCUGGCUGCCUGGGUCAAAGCCAACGUGCAAUACUCCUUUGUCCUGGAGAGGAUCGGGCCGCUGGAGAAAGAGCAAUCUGGAUUACUGGAAAAUUUGAGAAAAACAGAAAGCAGGAAGAUUAGACUUGAGGACCAGCUCAACAAUGUUGGAGCCAAAGUCAACAAGCUGAAGGAGAAGUUCCAGUGUCACACCGCUGAGGCUGCUAAGCUGGAGGCCGAGGUGACUAAAGCUCAGGGCACGAUCACUGCAGCGCAGCAGCUCAUAUCACAACUGGAUGGCGAACACACACGUUGGAAUGCACAGAUGUCUGAGAUAAAGAGUGAGUUGGACACGCUCCCCAUCAGGGCUUUGCUCGCUGCGGCCUUCAUCACCUAUCUGUCCGCUGCGUCUGAAGACCACCGAAGACACUGUCUGGAGAAGUGGAUGUCUCAGUCGGGACUACAGAAGUUUGACUUGCGGUCCUUCCUGUGCUCGGAGAGCGAACAACUGAUCUGGAAGAGUCAAGGACUGCCAUCAGAUGACCUCUCCAUGGAGAACGCUCUGGUUAUACUACAGAGUGUCGCCUGUCCCUUCCUGAUUGACCCGUCGUCCCGAGCUACAGAGUGGUUACGCACACAUCUGAAAGAACACAGACUAGAGGUUAUCAGCCAGCAGGAUAACAACUUCAUGACAACACUUGAGCUGGCAGUCAGAUUUGGCAAAACUCUCAUCAUCCAAGAAAUGGACGGUGUUGAACCUGUGCUGUAUCCACUGCUGAGGAAGGACCUCAUAGCACAGGGUCCCAGAUAUGUGGUUCAGAUAGGAGACAAGGUUAUUGAUUACAACGAGGACUUCCGUCUCUUCCUGGCUACUCGGAAUCCCAGUCCCUUCAUCCCUCCUGAUGCUUCUUCUGUGGUGACGGAGGUCAACUUCACUACCACCAGGGCGGGCCUGAGAGGACAGCUGCUAGCCUUAACCAUCCAGCAUGAGAAGCCAGAACUUGAGACUGAGAAAACGAGACUGCUGCAAAAAGAGGAGGACAAGAAGAUACAGCUGGCUCAGCUGGAGGAAUCUCUGUUAGAGACUUUGGCUACAGCUCAAGGCAAUAUUCUUGAGAACAGGGAGCUGAUAGACAGUUUAAACCAAACCAAAGCGAGCAGCGCCCUGAUCCAGGGGUCACUGGUGGAAUCACACAGGCUGCAGGCAUCUUUGGACCAGGAGCGAGAUGCCUUCCUGCCCUUUGCAGAAAGUGCUAGCAAGAUGUAUUUUGUCAUCACAGACCUGUCAAAGAUCAACAACAUGUACUGCUUCAGCCUUGCUUCUUUUUUGCGCCUGUUUCAACGAGCUCUUCAUGCCAAGAAGGAGGAAGAGAAUACCGAAGCCAGGAUUGCUGCUUUGGAGAACAACCUAAAGGUGAUGGUCUAUGAGUACGUCUGCAGGUCGCUUUUCAAGGUUGACCAGUUGAUGUUUGCAAUGCAUUUUGUAAAAGGCAUGCACCCAGAGCUCUUCCAGGAUAACGAAUGGGAUGUCUUGAUUGGAUCCAUAGUUGGAGAAAUGUUUAAGAAAGAGGAGUUUCCUUCUUGGAUUGAUCAGGAGAGGCAUGGAGCAAUGGCCAUUUUGAAAACUACUUUCCCCGCUUUCUACCAGACCCUGUGUCUGAGUGACUCGGGCCUUUGGCUGGCCUUCAUGCAAAGCUCACAGUGCGAGCAGGAAUUCCCAGCCGUCAUUUCCAAGAAGACCAGUCUCUUUCAACAGCUGUUACUGGUUCAGGCCGUCAGACCCGAUCGGCUGCAGAGUGCCAUGACCGCCUUUGCCUCCCAGGCUCUUGGUAUGAAAGAGCUCUCCCCCCCUCCGCUGAAUUUGCGUCGUCUUUACGCUGAGACCAUGGAGUGGGAGCCAGUGUUAAUCAUCAUCUCUCCGGGGGCAGACCCAUCCCAGGAGCUUGCAGAACUAGCAGCAGAAAGCAUUGGCAGGGACAAUUAUCACGAGAUCUCCAUGGGUCAGGGCCAGGCUGAUGUGGCCUUAGCCACACUCAGAGAGUGUUCCCGAAACGGAGACUGGCUUUGCCUGAAGAAUCUUCACCUUGUCACUGCCUGGCUGCCUCUUCUGGAAAAAGAGCUAAACGCGCUGCGGCCCAAAGCCAGCUUUCGUCUCUGGCUGACAGCAGAAGUGCACCCCCGAUUCCCCCCCAUCCUGCUGCAGUCCAGCCUUAAGGUCACUUAUGAGGCUCCUCCAGGACUGAAGAAGAAUCUGCUAAGAACAUAUGAGUCAUGGACUCCAGAGCAAAUCAGCAAAGGAGGUGAUGUGGUCAGAGCCCAGUCUCUCUUCUGCCUUGCAUGGUUCCACGCUGUCUGUCAGGAGAGACGGAACUACAUUCCACAGGGUUGGACGAAGUUCUAUGAGUUUUCUCUCUCGGACCUUCGUGCUGGCUUUGAGAUCAUUGACAGGCUUUUUGCAGGUGGUAAAGUUUUCCAGUGGGAGUUUGUCCACGGCCUGCUGGAAAACGCCAUCUAUGGGGGGCGAAUCGAUAACCCCUCCGACCUCCGGAUCCUGCGCUCCUACCUGGAGCAGUUCUUCUCUGCACGUCUGCUCUCAUCCUCAGCUGGGCAGAGGAAGAGUAUGGGAGGUGUUCGCAUUUUCCCCUCACAGAUUAGUCUGCCAACCUCCUGCUCCAUAUUGGACUACCGCAGUGUCAUAGAAAACCUCCCAGAGGAUGACAGACCGGCAUUCUUCGGUCUGCCUGCCAACAUAGAAAGGUCCUCCCAGAGAAUCAUCAGCUCCCAGGUCAUUUCCCAGCUGCGUAUCCUCAGCCGUUCAGCAGCAGCAGGCUCUAAAUUUGACAGGGAGCUGUGGUCUAACAGCCUUUCACCCAUCCUCAACUUGUGGAAGAAACUCAACCAGGGUUCUGCUUUAGUCCAUCAGAAGGUAGAUCCGCCCACAGAAAGUCAAAGUUCACCGGUCUUGUCAUUUAUCGUUUUGGAGCAGUUCAAUGCCAUCCACUUGGUCCAGAGCAUCCACCAGUCUCUGGCUGCUUUGAGCAAAGUCAUCAGAGGCACCCAGCUGUUAACUCCAGAGGUCCAAAAACUGGCCACUGCCUUGUUAAAUCAAGAGUGUCCUCUAACAUGGCAGAAUAAAUGGGAAGGACCCGAGGAGCCGAUGCAGUACCUCAGAGCUGUAGUAACACGAUCUCUAGCCAUACAGAGUUGGGUUGAGCGUGCGAGUAGACAAGCUCUUCUUUCAGACCUCCUUGAUUUAUCGGAACUUUUCCACCCAGAUACCUUCCUUAACGCUUUGAGACAAGAAACUGCCAGGUCUAUGGGUUGUUCGAUGGAUAGUUUGGUGUUUGUCUCCUCAUGGAAGACUUUGAUUGCCCAAGCCAAGCUACAAGUCAAGGUUGGAGGUCUUCAGCUGGAGGGUUGUCGGUUUGACGGUGUUCAUCUCAGUGAGAACCAACACGACUCUCCCACCGUCUCAGCUGUCCCACCGUGCUGCAUGGCUUGGGUUCCUCAGGCGUCUGCUGCUGGAUCAGAGGGGAGCAUCUUGCUGCCGUUGUACUCCAGCUCUGAGAGGGUGAAGGUGGUCACCCACAUCUCCCUGCCCUGUGGAGCUAACUCCAACCAGUGGAUCCAGACUGGAGCUGCCCUCUUUCUCAAACAGCAGUGAAAGGAUGUGGUUUUGGUGCAGCAGAGACUACAGAAGAAACUUUAAUUACAGAAAAGCCAGAGACUUUAGUAGAUACACAGUACAAACUAGUUUCAUUACAUAAGUUCGUUAGGGAUGCCAGUGCCUUAACUUUUAGAGCAGAAACUAAAAAAUGUAGUGAUCUAUAUACAUCAGGGUCAUUUGCAUAAUGCGAUUCAAGGAAAAGAGCCAAAAGAGGAAGAGGAUUUGAAUAAAUACACAAAUAAAAACGUGUUCCUCUUUUUGUUUGGCGUAAUAGAUCGGCCGGCAAACUGGAACAGCCUCUUUAAUAAAUGAUGAGUGUAGUAUUAUUCAGUUUGGAGGCUGAAUAAAAUCUUUACAGGUUUUAACAUUCUGCUCAUCCCAUAAACCUCCACAUGAAUUGUGUUUCAUAGAAACUGUGUAAAAAUGCGUUUUAUUUACUGAAGAACGUUAAAACUGCCCUGAUGUCACGCUGUUUUAAAGUGAAGUUUAAGUUUAAGUGUUUGCUGUGCAGCAAGUCUGCUGUUUAUUUAUUCACUCUUCUGUUUCCUACGUGUUCAAAAUAAGCAUUAAAUUAUUUUGUCUACUAGUU